AUGGACACACAAGAGGCGAAGAGAAGACUACACGGGAGAUGGCGUGUGGCGUGCCGUUUUGCGCUGUUCACUUGUUUCUUGGAUGCAGUCUGUGGACAGAUUCGAUACUCAAUCCCCGAGGAACUGGAGCAUGGGGCUUUUGUUGGCAACAUUGCAGAGGACCUGGGCUUGGAUUUGGACAAGCUCUCUGCGCGCAGAUUUCGGAUAGUCUCAGGUGCCAAGAAGCAAUAUGUGGAGGUAAAUUUGGAAAAUGGAGUUUUAUUUGUCAAUGAGCGAAUAGACCGUGAAGAACUAUGCGAGCAGAGUUUGUCCUGCUCUUUUCACUUGCAAGUGGUCAUAGAAAACCCUCUGGAGCUGUACAGGGUAGAGAUGGAAAUUCUGGACGUGAACGACAACUCUCCUAGUUUCCCGUGGACCGAGUUUAAUUUGGACAUAUCGGAGUCCGCUGCGCCAGGAUCCCGCUUCCCACUUGAGAGCGCACAGGACUUGGACGUCGGAUCCAACUCGCUCCGCACCUAUUUGCUGAGUGUCAACGAGCAUUUCCUUUUGGAUAUACAAACGCGCAGUGAUGGCAGUAAAUUUGCAGAAUUAGUCCUACAAAAUCCACUGGACAGAGAGCAGCAGAGUGCGCAUCAAAUGGUCCUGACCGCGGUGGACGGAGGCGCGCCGGAGAGAUCCGGCACUGCGCAAAUUGAUAUCACAGUUUUGGACGCAAAUGAUAACGCGCCUGUGUUUGACCAGUCGUUUUACAGAGUGAGGCUUGGUGAAAACGCACCGAAAGGCACGGUUGUUAUAAAACUAAACGCGUCCGAUUUAGACGAGGGUCCCAACGCUGAUAUUAUCUACUCAUUUAGCGGCCACGCUCCCAUCAAAGUGCGCCAGCUUUUCAGCGUAGACUCGCGCACGGGGGAGAUCAAAGUCAAAGGAGUGAUAGAUUAUGAAAAAGCCAGGAUGCAUGAAAUUUAUAUUCAGGCUAAAGAUAAAGGCCCCUCCGCUGUGGCAGUUCACUGCAAAGUGCUGGUGAACGUGUUGGAUAAAAACGACAACCUCCCAGAAGUGAUCCUGACAUCGGUGUCCACACCUGUGCAGGAGGACGCGCCCCCGGGAACGGUGAUAGCCGUCAUCAGCGUCAUGGACAAAGACUCGGGUGAAAACGGGAACGUGGACUGUGAGAUCCCCCAUCACGUCCCAUUCCAGCUCCACUCAUCCUUUAAGAACUACUACACAUUAGUGACUUGUGACUUUCUGGACAGAGAGACAAUCGCCGAGUACAACAUCACCCUCACCGCCCGCGAUAUGGGCUCUCCGCCUUUGUUCACUCGGAAAACUAUUUUGGUCCAAGUGUCUGAUGUGAACGAUAACGCGCCUCACUUCAAACAGCCCUCCUAUACUGUGUAUUUAACUGAGAAUAACGCGCCGGGAGCGUCCAUUUGCUCGGUGACCGCACUGGAUCCAGACUCUGGUCAAAACGCUUACCUCUCCUACUCUAUACUGGAAGGUGACAUACAGGGAAUGCCCGUGUCCACAUAUGUGUCCAUUAACUCAGACAACGGGAACAUUUACGCGCUGAGAUCCUUUGACCACGAGCAGCUUAAAAACUUUCAGGUGACAGUCCAAGCUCAAGACGCCGGUUUUCCGCCCCUGAACAACAACGUUUCGGUGAAUAUAUUUAUUUUGGACCAGAACGACAACGCGCCUGUCAUUGUGUCGCCGGUUGCGCAAAACGGCACGGCACCGAGCGAAGCGGUGCCCAGAUCUGUGGACGCCGGUCACCUUGUCACCAAAAUCAGAGCGGUGGACGCAGACGCAGGUCAAAACUCGCGUCUUUUCUAUCAGAUGCUCCAAGCAACAGACCCGAGCUUGUUCAGCAUCGCUCUGUACACAGGCGAAAUCAGGACAAUACGCCAGUUGGUGGAGAAAGACCCCACGAGGCACAGACUGGUCAUUCUCGUGAAGGACAAUGGUCAGCCACCCCUCUCGGCCACAGUUUCCAUCAUUCUGUCAGUGGUUGACAGCCUGCCAGAUUCGCAUCCCGAUUUGGGUGACCUGUCACUAAGCCCGCAUCACAGCUCCAACUUCACCCUGUACUUAAUCGUGUCCCUGGGCGCGAUCUCCUUCGCGUUCCUGGUGGCUAUCAUCGUCCUGGUUGCAGUGCGGAGACUGAAGGGCAGAGCGUCCAGCAGAGACUCCAGCUUCCCCUCCAUCAGCGGGUGCUGCUGCUGCUGCUGCCCUCGCUCAGAAACAUCCACCACCACAGAGGUGUUCAAAAAGUCGAACCUGAACGCUCGGAUGUCCGCGGGCGCGUCCGGCUGCGCGGAGGCGAACAGCAGCGGCGCGCUUCCUCAGGUCUAUUGCUACAAAAUGUGCCUGACGCCGGAAUCGUCCAAAAGUGACUUCAUGUUCCUCAAGCCGUGCAGUCCGGUAAUGUCAGCCCAACAGAAUAACGCCAAGAGCACUGAUUACCUGACUUCUGGUUGGAGCGCGCUGGACCGCAAUGAGCUGGCCAACAACAGAGCAGCUACCCCAAACGAGCAGCUAAAGUAUUCAAACAAGGACUGGACCUGGACCAAGAACCAACGCAACUCAGCAUACAAGAGGUAUAGUUCAGCAAAUAUGGAGGGCACCCUUUCUCGUCACCAGAAGUACGAUGCUGACGGGUUUUCCUGCUCUGUGGCACCACACUACUGGACCUGGGGAAACCACAUGAACGACUGCAAGAUGUCUCUUCAAGAGGGAGCAGCUCCUAACUACUCGUGGGCUCCUAAGUACACUCAGCCUCAUUCCGAGCCACCGGACUACCAGCACAAUGUGUACAUACCUGGCACCACGUCCGACUACAGCACUCUGAAGCUGGCGCCCAGAGGAGAGCUGGAUGUGUACAACACUUUUUCUACUUUCGGAAAGAAAAAGAGAUUCAUCUCACACUACGAACAGUCUUUCGACGGAGACGAUGGCCUCAUAAGCAACGCCAUCUUCAAAUGAUACACCAGCUGUACUGUAUAAUCCGUGUAUGUUGUAGAUGCCAUUAACUAGUUCCAUUAAUAACUAUAAACUGCUUCUCCAGUGGAAGUGCUGCUCUUGGAGGCUGAUAGACUAUGU
Messenger RNA from Chelmon rostratus (copperband butterflyfish), 3099 nucleotides. Its product is annotated as protocadherin beta-15-like. Gene Ontology annotation, cellular component: plasma membrane. Gene Ontology annotation, biological process: homophilic cell-cell adhesion. The coding region runs from base 1 to 2982 and encodes 993 amino acids. The transcript has 5 exons. Gene Ontology annotation, molecular function: calcium ion binding. The record is from RefSeq and is a predicted model, not a curated record. NCBI's taxonomy places the organism in Eukaryota, Metazoa, Chordata, Actinopteri, Chaetodontiformes, Chaetodontidae.